AUGGAUGACUUGAACGGUCUCAGUUGGAGCUCUAGCUCUCCGAAUGAUAACAAAAAGCCGCCGCCGAUGAAUUCUAGCUUUCUAUUUCCAACCGCGAGACCCAAUAACACCUCGGGUCGAUCUACUCCCCUCUCUGCCUCCUCCGGACCAUCGAACCCCCCUUCGAAGCCUGCGACUCCCAGUGGUGACAGUUUCGCAAAUCUAGUGUCAUUUGGCUCGUCAAACACCAACAAGAAUAUUCCACUCAUUGAGCAACAGAAACGGUUACAAGAGGAGAAGGCUAGAAAGGAAGCAGAGAACCGUGCGCGGUACGAGUCACAAUAUGGAGGACAGAAUAAUCAAUUUUGGGACAAUCUAGAGAAGGAAGGGAGCACCAAUCCCUUCAGUUCAUCUGCGGCGCCUUCACGACAGGGAGCCUCAUCCCCAGAUGAGGACGAUCUCCUUGCUGCCUUCAAUGCCUCCGCUCCCGUGGAUGCCUCGACUCACUUUCCCGCUCCAAACCCCAGCCCUUCCUUACAGAUCCCACCAAGUACGACGAGUAGGUCACAAAGCGCCAACGGGCCAAGUCCUUUGCAGCAGAAUAAUGACUUGUCGUUCAAUGACGAUGAUGAUCCAUUUGACCUCAAUCAGCUGAAGCCCAAGUCGCAACCCCCGCCUCAGCCUUCUCAACCCGAUGAUGAUGAUGAUUUCUUGGGCUUGCUGGGCAAGCCUGUAUCCGAGCUCCCACCGCCAGCUCCGCCAAAGGACUCACCCAAAGCGCAGAGCCCAGAGCGGUCUUCUCCGAGACCAACGAAUGGCGUGGACCAUGCUAUUGCAGAACUAGUCGAUAUGGGGUUUCCGGCGGACAAAGCUAGCCAGGCAUUGGAUAUGACAUCGUCUGGCACCGAUGUGCAGGCUGCUGUCGGUAUUCUUCUCACCCAGGCCCAUGAGGAAUCUCGACAAAGAACCCAGACCAGAUCGCCUGCCACCAAUCGUCAUCCCAGCCAUUCGGGCCAAAGUCGAGACCGCACUCAGAGACCGGAUCGUGAUAUGCCUUCGUGGAUGCAGCCAGAGCGCUCUCAGACACCACGGGGUCGCAAUGACACGCGUUCGCCAUCAUCUGCAGAAACGGACCCGUCACAGAUUGCUGCGAACUUUGGCAACAAUUUCCUGAAGACAGCAAACUCGCUCUGGAAAACUGGCAGCAAGAAGGUUCAGCAAGUUGUCCAUGAAUUUAACACGGAUCAGGAUCCAAGCCAGCCGAAAUGGAUGAGGGAUGCCACCCCUGAAGCUCUCCCAAGGGAACGCCGUCAACCCGAACCACAAGCCCGCAACGAUUUUACAGACGAGGCUAUUCUGCUCGAAGCUGGCGGGCCUCCUCCUCGACCUCCUCGUCCUACACGAAAGAAUGAAGGACCACCUGCCCGUACAGAAAGUGAACCUCGACGACAGGAAAGCUCUUUCGGCGAAAGGCGCAUGCAGCAGCCUGCCUUCAUGCGACAACAGCCGAGACCAGAAACGAGAGACACAAGAUCCCGGUUAUCGAAAGUGGCAGUGGAAGAGCAAUCUGCACAGGCGUAUGUUAGCCCCGCACGGAGGAAACGGCCUGUGGCGACGCCAUCUCCUCAACCAGAGCCAAGCCAGGGCAUCGAUCUCUUUGAGUCUCCAGCACCAAAGCCCCCUGCAAGACCGACUCCCUCGCCGGCGGCAGCCCGUCCCCCACGGUCAUCGUCAUCAACUACACCCUUACCUAUGCGACCUAAGGCCCCGCCACGAGUCAUCCCGCAGGUUUCAAGUAGUACACUUUCGUCUACUCACUCUCAGCGAGAAAAGGCAGCAGAGGCUUAUAAGAGGGGUGAUUACGCCGCUGCUCAUGAAGCUUUCACAGCCGCACUUUCCGGCAUACCAGAUAAACAUCCCGUCAUAAUCGUUAUCCGCAGUAACCAUGCGAUGACGGCUCUGAAGGUUGGCGAACCAAAGGUAGCAAUCAGUGACGCAGAUCUCAUCUUAGAACUGAUCGGGCCCGCGAAGGGUGAGGCUGAAUCCAUCGAUCUUUGCAAUGGCGAGCCCCAUAAACCAAUGAAAGAUUUUUACGGGAAAGCAUUGAUGCGCAAGGCAGAAGCUCUAGAGCAACUGGAGAAAUGGGCCGACGCCGCGCAAAUGUGGAAGCUGGCUGUGGAGGCUGGCCAUGGUGGAAGUACAAGUAUCCAAGGCCGUAACCGCUGCGAGAAAGCUGCCGGUAUCAGCAAACCUGCGCCAAAACCGUCGGCUCCUGCGAGGCGCCCAGCGGCCCCAGCGCCCAAGAAGAAAGCAUCUGCGUUGGAUGAUUUGCGGGAUGGAUCGUCUGGUUCCAAUUCAGCCACAUCAUUUGAGGCGGUUAAUCGCCUCCGGGAAGCCAACCAGGCCGCGGAGCGUAGCGACGAGGAAAAAUUCGCUUUGACGGAUAGUGUCGAUGCACGUUUGACAGCGUGGAAGGGCGGAAAGCAAGACAAUCUUCGUGCCCUCCUGGCUAGUCUAGACACUGUUUUGUGGCCCGAGGCCAAUUGGAAGAAGAUCAACAUGUCUGAGUUGAUUAUGCCCAGCAAGGUCAAGAUUCAAUAUAUGAAGGGCAUUGCAAAAGUGCAUCCCGACAAGAUCCCCACCGACGCAACCACAGAACAGCGCAUGAUAUCCAGUGCUGUAUUCGGCGUCUUGAACGAAGCCUGGGAUAAGUUCAAGGCGGAGAACAACCUUUAA
Messenger RNA from Aspergillus puulaauensis, 2715 nucleotides. RefSeq names its product UBA/TS-N domain protein. Gene Ontology annotation, cellular component: intracellular membrane-bounded organelle; cytoplasm; vesicle. The record is from RefSeq and is a predicted model, not a curated record. Bases 1 to 2715 code for a protein of 904 amino acids. The transcript is spliced from 2 exons. Gene Ontology annotation, biological process: clathrin coat disassembly; clathrin-dependent endocytosis. NCBI's taxonomy places the organism in Eukaryota, Fungi, Ascomycota, Eurotiomycetes, Eurotiales, Aspergillaceae. Gene Ontology annotation, molecular function: clathrin binding.